Messenger RNA from Paramuricea clavata, 3899 nucleotides. The record is from the annotation of a GenBank genome assembly. NCBI's taxonomy places the organism in Eukaryota, Metazoa, Cnidaria, Anthozoa, Malacalcyonacea, Plexauridae.
AUGCAGGCAAGUGUUGAGUUGAAAGAUGUUAUAACAAUAUCAGAUGAUGAGAAAUCUGGGCAAAGUGGAUUUAAACAAAACAAGUUAAAGGUAUUGUAGUCUUGCAUGUAUUAGUUUGUUAUCCACGGCCUAUCCAAGAUAAAUUUUGUAUGAACAAUAUGGAUUAAUUGGGAUUAUUUAGAACAAGACUGUACACAUUUAUUAAUUAUAAAAAUAUUAAAUCACUGUUGUAAUUUUAACAAAAAUCACUUACCCUAUAUUUUAUUUUUUAUUUUUAGCUAGAAAAAACUCGGUGUCCUAGUCCGACAUAUUCAAAUAUCGAUUUUAGUUCGUCAGAAAGGUUUGCUUACAUUCUUUGUAAUUUUAUAUAUUACAUUAUUUUCUUGCAAGCCGCUACACUACUGGUAUAUUGAUUGGCAAUGAAAUAAAUGGCAUUCAUGCUGGCGAUGACUUUUUUGAUUUUGUUAAUGCAACCUAUUUCAUGAAUUUUACAGUAUUUCAGUGGCCUGGAAGCUGAUUUGUAGUAGUAGCUUAAGGGGCCGAUUACAUGGAGAACUUUCAAGCCCGGGGUUGAACUCAGCCCUGUUAACCGGGUUGAAAUUUUUUGCGAUUACAUGGACGAUUUCAACCCCGGGGUUGAAGCGCUAUACUACAGUAUAGGUUCUCGGCAUCGAUUCCCGGAAGUAAAAAAGCCUUUAUUUUGUUUUCUUGUAAUGAAUAGUCACUACCACGUAUGCUCGAAUAAGUCAUGAUAAUUUCAGCCCUGGGUUGAAACGAUUACAUGACAAAAUUUUCAACCCAGGGCUGAGUUAAACCCCGGGGUUAACCCCGGUGUUAACCCCGGGGUUGAACUCAGCCCUGGGUUGAAAAUUUUGUCAUGUAAUCGCGCGUUUGAUUUUUAUAAAGUUUUGUAUUACAGACAGGGCUGAAAUUUCAACCCGGUAAACAGGGCUGAGUUCAACCCCGGGGUUGAAAAUGCUCCAUGUAAUCGGUCCCUAAAUUGUUGGUGUGAAAUUUGUUUGAUCGAACUUUAAAAAAUGCUUUUAGGGUGGGGUGUAAUGUUAUUUUCAUACUGUAGGGCUUCUUCAACCGAAUCAAGUAGUGACGAUUCCUCAGUUGACCAAAUUCUUCGGAAACAAAAUCGGCCUGCUUCCAAAAAAUCGAAACGAAGGUAAUUUACGACAUAGUGUACAUAAUUUAUUGCAACUUGUCUUAAAGUUUCGUUGCAACGCAUUGCAAUGUGAUUUCAAUGCAACGGUGUCUCGCAGUAUUUCUGAUUUUCUGUAGUUGAAGCACGGGAGCGUUUCGGACGCACCGAAAAACAGGUAUAAAAAUAAUGCUUCCAAAGCAAUGCUCUAAAUUACAUGCUUGUUACUUUUCAUUGCAGGGGCAGACUUGAUAAUUCAAGUAGCUCGAGCGAUGAUGACAACGAAUGCCGCAAACAAAGAAAAAUUGGACCAUUGUCAUGGAGUGGCAUAAAAGUUGAAAAAGUUGAUCAAGUGCCAGCGGGAAUUGAUGGUUUAAAGCGUUAUGAAUUAGCCAAUGAUAAAGCUAAUAUAAAAGAUGGGAGACGUUGGAAAAAAGCCUCACAAUCCCAAUGGAAUGGCUAUGAAAGUGUUCGUUAUCGUGAUUGCUGGGGGUCGCUUCAAUGUCAAAAUGAACAAUGUGAUUUUAGGAAAGAAUAUGGUGUUACGAACAGGACUCAUUUUGACGGGAAAAGUAAUUCUUGUAACGUAUGUGGAAUGGAGGGAACAUAUAUAUAUCCUGUUUGGCUCGAAAGUAUAUUGUAAAACAGUCGAGGAAGUUGUUCGUAUACCAUUAUGGAGAGCACACAUGUCCGUACAUACCAGGUGGUAAUCGUGCAACCGAAGAUGUCCAACGCAAGGUUGCCGAAAACCCAGAUGCUACUCCUGCGCAAAUACAAAGUAGUCUCAUAUUAUCAAAAAUGAGGGAAUGUCGUGAUUGGUUAGAAGUCGAACAAGCUGCUAUUUCUCUUUCUGACAAAAAAUGGAUUUCCACCGAAAAACAGAAAAUGAAAAAAGCAACGAACCACUUGGUAAUGAUUUUGAAGCUGUGGCCCAUUACAAGCAAUAUACGGAUGUCCGUGAUCCCUACUAUCUCUAUAAAUUAAGCUAUGGUGGAAAGAAAAUGAUAGGAAAUCAUUUGUCUUCAAGACUAGCAAACUCAAAGCAAAGUUCGCGUUAAAUAUGGACCAAUCAGGCGAGCACAUAUUAAAUAACGAAUUCUGUUACUUUGAUGGGAAAGUAAAAAGAUGUAAGGGAUUUGUGUCCCUUACUGCCAGUGUGUACCACCCCCUGAUGAGGAAGCUUGUUCCCUUGGCAACUAUGGAGUGUAAUGGGGAAAACACCUCGACGAUUUCCUUGUUUUGGAACACUUUCAAUGACGUGCUAAAGAAAGAAAGCGGUAAUGAUAGUUACGUUUUUAAUCCACGUGGGUGGAUUACCGACAUGGCGGGAGCCAACAUGGAAGGUAUAAAAACUGUGUUUGGUACAUCUGCCGUGGAUCGCAUUAAAACAUGUGAAUUUCAUUUUAAAGACUGUAGAAACAGACAGGCCCGAAAAUUGGACGAACAUGCAAAAGACCAAUUCAAGAGAAUGUGUAAUGCGCUGAUUGAAGCUGAAAGUCCAGGGGGAUAUGAAGCAGCGAAAGAAAACAUUGAAAAUUUUAUUAGAAGUGAUGACAAACUGAGUUUCCUUCAAUCAUGGUUCGAUUGGUGGGACAAAAGGAGAAACCUUAUUUCCCCAGCAUACUUACAUGUCCGUGGCGGCUCUAAAAUGAAUCAGGCCGAGGCCAUUCAUACAAGCUGGGUUAAGCGAGACCGAAUGAACCUUUCCCUUUUAGAUGCGGCACAGGCAGACGUGCGGGAUAAUGUUCUGCUUGAAGUAGAUUACAAAGCAUUUCAGAAUGGUUCAGGAAAAGGUGGGAAGGGUCCGUCAAUCCAAACUCAAACAAUGAGAGAUAAUGCAAUCCAGAUGAAUAGAGCCCGUAAUCUUGGCCUUGAGCUGAUUAGGGAAGAUAUCGCGGAUACUGACAGGAUUCGAGUCUCUGAGCAUUCAGCGUCUUCAAAUCCUCACGACAGGCACAAUGGGAGUGUUCAACGUGGACCUCGGCGAUCAGAUGGAGAAAGAAAUGGACGAUAUAGGCCAACACGCAGCAAAACAUUCCUGAAUAGGCUACGAAACGCAAAAGAGGAAAAGGAUACUAUAAAAGUAAAAGACCCAGUCACAGUGACUGAAAAAGAUUUUGAGAGGAGUUACACUUUAGUGACAAAUUCAUUUGCAACUUACAAGGUAAGCAUUGGCAAAAAGCACUCCUGCCAAUGCAUGGACUUUUCCAAAAAUGAGGGCAAAGAAUUGUGCAAGCAUAUCAUUUCGAUUCUUCUGUAUGUUUGUCGAAUGCCUGAAGAAAGUGAACUUUUACAGCAGGUUUUUUUAACAGAUGCAGAAUGUUCUGAAAUUUUCGGGAAUAUACCACCGGUGCCAAACGGAUUGAAAUAUGUUCCUGGUGCAAGGAAUCAAAGUAGACAAGACAUUGUGGCGAGUCUUUUGCUGAACGACCGAAGAAAUUGUCAACCAAGAGUAUGGGUUUUGAAGAGAAAGGAGAUGCAAAGAGGAACAAUUCCCCGUUGCCGUUGCUGUAGGAAAGAACAGCAUGAUGGUGAUUUAUGCGUUUCAGUCGUCGGGUUAUAUGUGCCAUACGAGCAGAAUUUUGUGGUGGAAACAACGUUUUAUUUUUGUCCUUCUGCGAACUGUGUAAGACACAUCCCUCCAUGGAUCAAUUUGACACCGCCAUCUGGAAUAACAGUGGACAGCUCGGUGACGCGCGAAGAAAUUGAAAACCUGAGAGAUUCGCCUCUUAAAGACUUAUUAAUUUUAUAA